AUGGUACAGGGUAGAUUAAUCACCUUAUCUGCAACAGUUUUGAAUUGCUGUACCCCAGUCAGUGUGAAAUGGUGACCAUUACACACUUGUUUCUUACAACAACAGCAGGGGCCCCGCCAGAUCUCUCCCCUAACACUGAUAUCUUUAUUUGCGCCCAGCAGUACCUAUAAAACGAGAGCAGGCUUCGAGGAACCCAGCCGAGCGCGGAGGUGCCGGCACCUCAGUGGUUAACGGCCGCAGCAAGAUGGCGCCGCGCCGGCUUCGCCCCCGCCCCCCCGAGCUGGGCACUCGCGCGGCGGCCGGGCUGCGCCGCUGUCGCACGGUGAUGAGUCACCGCCAGGGGCGCGGCGCGGCGCGCGGCUCGGGGGCGGCGGGCGCGGAGCGGGCGGCGAACAUGGCCGGCGUUGCUGACGCCGCUGCCGCCGCCGCCGCCGCGCCGGGCAGCGGCGGGGACGGACGGCGCGGCGGCGCCCCGGAGCAGCAGGAUAGCGGCCGCGGGGAGCCGAAAACUCUUUGGGGGAGCAGCGAGCCGCGGCCGCCUACCGCCGGCCCGGGGCAGCCGUCUCCGCAGCAGCGAACGGAGACGCUAGGCUUCUACGAGAGCGACCGGGGCAGGAAGAAGAAGCGGAGCCUCUCGGAUCUUUCAUUGCUGAGAUUCAUCAGUGCUGAGCUAACAAGAGGUUACUUCCUUGAACACAAUGAAGCAAAAUACACAGAGCGGAGAGAGAGAGUAUACACAUGCAUGCGGAUACCAAAAGAACUGGAAAAGUUGAUGUUUUUUGGAAUCUUUUUGUGCCUGGAUGCUUUUCUGUAUGUAUUCACCCUGCUUCCUUUGAGAGUUUUUCUGGCAAUGUUCCGGUUCAUCACUUUGCCUUGCUACGGCUUACGUGAUAGACGUUUGCUACAACCUGCUCAGGUAUGUGACAUUCUCAAAGGAGUUAUAUUGGUCAUCUGCUACUUCAUGAUGCACUAUGUUGACUACUCUAUGAUGUAUCAUCUGAUAAGGGGACAGUCUGUCAUAAAGCUCUACAUCAUCUAUAACAUGCUUGAGGUGGCUGAUCGUCUGUUUUCUUCAUUUGGACAAGAUAUUUUGGAUGCUCUUUAUUGGACAGCUACAGAACCUAAGGAAAGAAAAAGAGCUCACAUAGGUGUGAUUCCUCACUUCUUCAUGGCAGUGCUGUAUGUGUUCCUGCAUGCUAUUCUUAUAAUGGUUCAAGCAACAACCCUUAAUGUGGCCUUCAACUCCCACAAUAAAUCACUGCUUACCAUCAUGAUGUCCAAUAAUUUCGUUGAAAUAAAAGGAAGUGUUUUCAAGAAGUUUGAGAAGAACAAUCUUUUUCAAAUGUCCAACAGCGAUAUAAAGGAGAGGUUCACCAAUUACGUGCUGCUACUAAUUGUAUGUCUAAGAAAUAUGGAACAGUUCUCAUGGAAUCCAGAUCAUCUUUGGGUGUUAUUCCCAGAUGUUUGCAUGGUGGUCGCUUCAGAAAUUGCAGUGGAUAUUGUGAAACAUGCCUUUAUAACAAAAUUCAAUGACAUCACAGCUGAUGUCUACAGUGAAUACAGAGCCAGUCUUGCAUUUGACCUUGUUAGCAGUCGACAGAAAAAUGCAUAUACAGAUUAUAGUGAUUCGGUUUCCAGAAGAAUGGGUUUCAUUCCUCUUCCACUGGCUGUUUUACUCAUCAGAGUCGUAACAAGCUCAAUAAAAGUACAAGGAGUCUUAGCUUAUGUUUGCGUUGUGCUGUUCUACUGUGGGUUAAUAUCUCUAAAAGUCCUUAACAGUAUUGUGUUGCUGGGGAAAUCAUGUCAAUAUGUAAAGGAGGCAAAAAUGGAGGAGAAAUUAUUUAAUCCUGUUCUGACUGCCACUCCAGGGAAGCCGUCUGGCAAACAGCAAAGCAUGUUUAAAUCUAACCAAGAGUUUCUCAACCCAUGUCUUACUAGAAUGAAGGUGAGGGUAUUAAUCUGGUCUACUUUCUAUCAGCUUAUAAUGAAUUUCCACAGAUGAAAAUGGAUCUACAUCAGUUACCAGUCAGCCUGUGCAUCAGAAGGAGAAUACGCCGUCUUUACUUGUAACAAGCAAUUCUGAUCAAUUUCUGACAACUCCUGAUGGAGAAGAAAAAGAUAUAAGCCAAGACAGUUCAGAAUUAAAACACAGGUCUUCAAAGAAAGACUUGUUGGAGAUAGACAGGUUUACUAUUUGUGGAAACAGAAUUGACUAAGAUUUUUGGGGUUUUGUUGUUUGUUUGGUUUUGUUUUGUUUUGUUUUUUUUUAAAUCAAUGUGCUAAGGAUACUGAGCUGUUGGGACAGCAGAUGCUACCAGAAUGGACAAUUGCCAAAAAAGGCACAUAAAUAUUUAUUUAAAAACUUAAAUUAUUAAUGGCAAAAAAUAUUAAUUUCUUUCUACAAGUAACUUGGCUUGGUAUCUGGUCAGGUCAAGUAAGUGAUCUUUAACUUGCCUCUUGGAAAAUGUGGUGGAUCAUGAAUCUCUAGCCUGGUGGCAGAGCUGCAGUAUGACUUUUCUGGAAAAUAGACUGGAAAAAAAGCAUUAUCCUGUUCUGCGUUAUGAAACCAUGCUUCCAGAACAUACUACUUUUCAUGAAGGUUCCUCCAGUGUAAGGAUAUUCCUGGAAAUGUAUGACAACUUGACCGGAAGCUUGCCUUUCCAGUUACCUGUUUUAUUAAACGUCUUCAAGCAGAAUUCAAAACUUGUGCUUGUAUCAACAAACGUAUAAAGCAUUGAUACAUAAAACAGUAAGUCAAGAUAGUUAUUCUUGUCAACAAAAAUCUUUUCAAGAUGUAUCUUGAAAAUCUUGUAAUCAGAAUAAAAUUUUGCCUUUAAAUGAAAGACUUACUGCAUACUAUUUUAUCUAAAUACUAAACACCAAGGAAAGACCACAGUGAUGAAGGUUCUGCUUAACUGGGCAAAUAUGAAGCAUAAUCAUUUCUUGUGUUGUAUGUCCUGCAAGGCAGAUUAUUUAUAAAAUUAUUUUUAAAAGCUGAGGAGUUUUUGUUGCUGUAGGAAAAAAUAAUAAAGGGGCACUUCUAUAUGUUGAGGAAAGGCAGUGUUAAUUGGCAGCAAGCAACUUUUGUGUUAGAACUGUAUGUAUGUAAGAACACUGCAUUUUGGGUUUAACUCUGAUAAGAAUGACAUCUGUGUAUUAACUUGCCUGAGAACAUGCCUGUAAAAGCUUAUACUGACAAUCAAAUCGGAAUUAUCCAUUUUAAUUGGUUGGUUUUAGCCAAACUUAAGCAGAUGGGACUAGAUCUAUAAAGAACAUUUAAGCAUUACAAAGCAUCUUAAUUUCUAGUGUGAGAUGCAAUUGUGGAAGAACUGGUGAAAGUUGGUUGGGAAUCCUCAGACCAAGAAUGGAAUAAAUUUGAGCUCAAAACUUAGGCUGGAGACUUGUUUCAGAAGAGACCCUUUAGGUAACGAUAAAUUCUUCAUACAUUGUUGUUAGAAGACAGCAUUAAUUUCAAAUGCCUUUCGGAUAUUUAAGUAAGCACCAGUUUCACUUUCCAAGGGAAGGUAUUGAAAAAGUACUUCAGUGCUGAACAAAUGAAGACAAAAUUUGCUCUUUGCUAAUUUCAUAAUUUGUCAGAGUGGGGAAAGCCGAAGUGUAUUUGGUUUAUGAACAUGUGAAAGUUUAAUGUAUAUGCUAAUCCCUGAAACUUGCAGGACUAAUAAUAUAGCAAAUGGAGACAGUUGGAUAAGAGUUACCAUGUAUCUGAGCAGGCUUGGUGAUGAGAUGGCUUUGCCGUACAGGUUAGCGUGGUCUGCUUUGGUGGGAACUUCUUGCUGCAGUCUUUCAGCCUUUCCUCUCCCAUCAAGAGUAGCUGGAGUCACGGCCAAAAUCUGUGGUUAUGGUUCAGGGACGACAGUAAAAAGAAGAGGACUUGUGCUGGGGAAAAAUCUGAAAUUCUUUAAUUUUUGAUGUAUUUUAUACUAAUUGGAGACAUUCACACAUUGAAAUUCAGAUUAUCUGUCAAUUUGCUGUAUCUUAUUUUUGAAUUAUUUAGCAGUUGCUAAAGGAAGCUUGGAAUUGCUUUCAUAUUUUUUCUGUUGAAUGACAUUCUGUAUCAAUUUUAUAAGUGCAUCUUGUGUGAAACUCAAUAAAAUUCAAUUUUGUAAUAUUUGUUUAAAAAA
Molecule: messenger RNA, 4142 nt
Organism: Grus americana (Whooping crane)
Lineage: Eukaryota; Metazoa; Chordata; Aves; Gruiformes; Gruidae
Gene: TAPT1
Product: transmembrane anterior posterior transformation 1
Exons: 15
Coding region: 245-2002 (585 amino acids)
Biological process (GO): positive regulation of cilium assembly; maintenance of protein localization in endoplasmic reticulum
Cellular component (GO): ciliary basal body; endoplasmic reticulum membrane
Source: RefSeq, a predicted model, not a curated record